AUGAUCAGCUCCGUGUGUGUCUCAUCUUACCGUGGGCGCAAAUCAGGGAACAAGCCAUCUUCCAAAACAUGCCUGAAGGAAGAGAUGGGCAAAGGAGAAGAGUCAGACAAGAUCACGAUCAACGUGGGGGGCACCCGGCAUGAGACCUACAAGAGCACUUUGCGCACCCUGCCUGGAACCCGCCUGGCUUGGCUGGCAGACCCCGAUGCCCAGAGCAAUUUUGACUUUGACGGGCAAAGCAAUGAGUUUUUCUUUGACCGCCACCCAGGCAUUUUCUCUUACGUGUUGAAUUACUACCGCACGGGCAAACUACACUGCCCGGCAGACAUCUGUGGGCCCCUCUUUGAAGAGGAGCUGACCUACUGGGGCAUUGACGAGACUGAUGUGGAGCCCUGCUGCUGGAUGACUUAUCGGCAGCACCGGGAUGCUGAGGAAGCCCUGGAUAUCUUUGAGAGCCCUGAGCCUGGCAGUGGGCUGGCUGGGGAAGAGACUGAAGAUGAAGGGGCCCGGGAGAUGACCCUUCAACACCUGGGCAUGGAGGAUAGGCCUCCUGGGGCCGCAGGAGGAGGAGGAGGAAGUGGCUGUUGCCGCAACUGGCAGCCUAAGAUGUGGGCACUUUUUGAGGAUCCCUAUUCAUCAAAGGCAGCCCGGAUCAUUGCCUUUGCUUCACUUUUUUUUAUUCUAGUAUCCAUCACAACUUUUUGUCUGGAGACACAUGAAGCCUUCAUCAUAGAUACCAAUGUGACUGAGACCCUAGUAGUGGGCAACACAACUGAGAUUGUUGUAAUGAAAAAGAUGGAGACAGAGCCUAUUCUCACCUGUAUUGAAGGAGUUUGUGUGCUGUGGUUCACUCUAGAGUUUCUGGUGCGCAUUGUUUGCUGCCCGGAUAAAUUGAUCUUCAUUAAGAACCUUCUUAACAUCAUUGACUUUGUAGCCAUCCUACCCUUCUAUUUAGAGGUGGGACUCAGUGGCCUAUCAUCCAAAGCUGCACGGGAUGUGCUGGGCUUCCUGAGGGUAGUUCGUUUUGUCAGAAUCCUCCGAAUUUUCAAGCUGACCCGCCAUUUUGUGGGACUUCGGGUGUUGGGCCAUACCCUCCGGGCCAGUACCAAUGAAUUCCUCCUUCUCAUCAUCUUCCUGGCUCUAGGAGUUUUGAUUUUUGCUACCAUGAUCUAUUAUGCCGAAAGGAUUGGUGCCAAGCCAUCUGAUCCUAGUGGUAGUGACCAUACCCACUUUAAGAAUAUCCCCAUAGGAUUUUGGUGGGCAGUGGUAACUAUGACAACUUUGGGUUAUGGAGACAUGUAUCCCAAAACUUGGUCAGGCAUGUUGGUGGGAGCUCUUUGUGCCCUGGCUGGUGUUCUUACCAUUGCUAUGCCUGUUCCAGUCAUUGUCAACAACUUCGGAAUGUAUUAUUCAUUGGCCAUGGCAAAGCAAAAGCUCCCAAAGAAGAAGAAGAAGCACAUACCCCGUCCAGCACCACUUGAGUCUCCAACGUUCUGCAAAUCAGAGGACAACUCACCUCACAACAGUAUUCAGAGUUACAACAGUCCUAUAGCGGCAGCAACAGCAGCUGGUGUGAUGGAGAGGAAAAGAUCAGACACCAAGCAGAAUGGAGAUGCCAAUGUGGUUCUGUCAGAUGAAGAUCAACCUCUUUCGUCACCGCAAGAGGAGAAGCAGCUCAUGAGAGGCUCAAGUACCAGGGACAAAAACAAGAAAGCAGCAACCUGCUUUCUCCUGAGCACUGGGGAUUUCUCUUGUGCUGCUGAUGGUAGCAUCCGGAAAGGACUGUUGAACCCUCAGUGAGUUUCACUAGAAGCUGGGAUUGGCUCAAGCAAUUUUCCUGUUAAAAGUGUAUACAAGGAGAAUGUAAGCUGGAAGGACCCAUCUAUUUGCUGUAAUCCUGCUUGCUGUGUAUUCAAUAUAUAAAAAUGUAUCUGAGACAUCCAGGGUUACUCCAUGUUAUCAAUGUCAAGAUGGGCUGACAACCAGUACAAGCAUUUGAACUGUUUCAUGAUCAGCCUUUUACUGUGUGGACCAACUUGUUGGCCAACAUUGCUGCUAUUUCACUGUAGAAAUUUGAAUGGUUCCUGGACUUUAUUACAGAUGGACAUUGCUAAUCUUAGAUACCUUCUGGCAGGCUUCUGCAGAUGCUUCAACAUGUAAGUGCCAACCUAGCAUUGUCUGCAGAUAGUAUUUUGUUUUAGACUCUACUGUGUGUAUUCCUGGCUUCUUCAGUAGGAAAUUCCCUUUCUAUAUAUGAUAUUCAUGGAACUAUUGGGAAUUUGAAGCCACAAGAUGUUGCAAGGUGAAUUUAGCUUGUGGAUGUAUUUAAUGAAAAAGAAGAACCAUUAGACUGUAGUGCUGUUAGUGCUGUUACUGCAUCCCAGACAGUAUUUAGUACUAUUAUCUUCUGUGUUGUACACAUGGCUCUUCUUGUCAAACUAUAACAAAAGUCUUAAUAAAAAGAUCU
Messenger RNA from Protobothrops mucrosquamatus (brown spotted pit viper), 2467 nucleotides. RefSeq names its product potassium voltage-gated channel subfamily C member 4 (gene KCNC4). Bases 1 to 1800 code for a protein of 599 amino acids. Gene Ontology annotation, cellular component: voltage-gated potassium channel complex; neuronal cell body membrane; dendrite membrane. The transcript has 4 exons. Lineage: Eukaryota; Metazoa; Chordata; Lepidosauria; Squamata; Viperidae. Gene Ontology annotation, molecular function: protein binding; delayed rectifier potassium channel activity. Gene Ontology annotation, biological process: protein homooligomerization; potassium ion transmembrane transport. The record is from RefSeq and is a predicted model, not a curated record.